Odontomachus brunneus is the source of this 929-nucleotide messenger RNA. It is a transcript of the gene Atox1, whose product is annotated as copper transport protein ATOX1 homolog. Bases 258 to 476 code for a protein of 72 amino acids. Gene Ontology annotation, cellular component: cytosol. The record is from RefSeq and is a predicted model, not a curated record. NCBI's taxonomy places the organism in Eukaryota, Metazoa, Arthropoda, Insecta, Hymenoptera, Formicidae. The transcript has 3 exons. Gene Ontology annotation, biological process: copper ion transport. Gene Ontology annotation, molecular function: copper chaperone activity; metal ion binding.
AUUGCGCUAAACGCUGUUUUGAUUAGACGUGAAAUUUCAUGAGGACUUGAUAUCAAACGUUUACGCUGUUACGAACGUGUAUGACUCAAAAUAUACAAUUCUGAAAGUGACUAUCAAAUGCUGACAAGUGUGCAUUAUCUUACAGUACAGAUAAAUGGAUAAGACUUUCUUCCUACAUUAUUUGCACACAGUUCUUCUUCAUCAACUGAACUAGCAAUAACCUCUUUGCCACGUCAAACGAUCUUACAGCUAUUAUUAUGGCAGCUCAGGUACAUGAAUUCAACGUCGAAAUGACAUGCGAAGGAUGUUCUACAGCUGUAGAGAAGGUGCUCAAGAAAAAAACAGGUAUCGAUGAUAUCAAAAUAGAUUUACCAGGAAAUAAAGUCUCAGUGACUACUGCACUCGGUUCAGAUGAAAUUUUGGAGGCAAUUAAAAAGACAGGGAAGAAGUGCCAAUUUUUGGGAACACAAAAUUGAAAGUUUAUAUGAUGUGAUUAUAUCAGAUGCUGCUACUACAUAUUAUCAUAUACAGAGAUAUUUUUUGUUGUAUUCUUUUCUAUAAAACAUUUAAUUUUAUUUACUUCAAUUAUUCAUUGCUUUGUAUAUAAAAGUACAAAAAUAUUAUAUACUUAAAAUAUCUUACAUAAUAAAAUGUUUUUACAUAUGUGGUCACAUAUAAGCAUUUAACUGUAAAUUUUGUAACAUAUUGUUGUAUUUUAUAUUAUUAUAAGAUAAUAUAAAACAUCAAGAUGUUUGUCAUCAGUAAGCUUCGCUAAUCUUCAUAAUAAUAUAUGUAUUACAUAAAAAUAGUUAAUUUAAAUUCUACUUGGAAAAUAUCACUUAUGAAGGUUACAUGCAUACAUACACACACACACGCUCAACACAUGUAUAAAAUAUCCCGAUAUAAUCAAUAAUUAUGAUUCAAGAGUA